Dendroctonus ponderosae (mountain pine beetle) is the source of this 686-nucleotide messenger RNA. RefSeq names its product pyridoxal kinase. Lineage: Eukaryota; Metazoa; Arthropoda; Insecta; Coleoptera; Curculionidae. The record is from RefSeq and is a predicted model, not a curated record. Gene Ontology annotation, biological process: pyridoxal 5'-phosphate salvage. Gene Ontology annotation, molecular function: pyridoxal kinase activity. Gene Ontology annotation, cellular component: cytosol.
UAUGUGACCCAGUAAUGGGAGACAAUGGAAAACUGUACGUGCCCAAAGAGCUGAUUCCGAUCUACCAGCAAUUCAUCCUGCCCAUUGCAACUAUUUUAACGCCGAACCUGUUUGAAAUUGAGCUGCUGACCGACAUUAAAAUCACACGCGAGGAGGAUAUUUGGGAGGCAAUCGCGGCACUGCAUAGUAAGGGAAUCGAGACCGUUUGCGUCUCAUCUGCAGAACUUCCUGCUUGUGCCGAUAAGUUGUACAUCUUUGCCAGUUCAAGAAAAGGUGCCCCAGUGAAACUGAAAUUGCAAAUACCGAAACUGCCGGCCAGUUUCACGGGUUCAGGUGAUCUGUUCAGCGCCUUGACUCUCUGUUUAAUGCAGCAAACAGGAUCCGACCUGAAACUGUCGUUGGAAAAAACCGUGGCCACUUUGCAGGCUGUGCUCAAGCGGACUUUAGAAUUCGCUAAAGGUAAAGAAGUGAAUCCGAGAAACAUGGAGCUCAGAUUAAUCCAGAGUCGGGAUGACAUUCUGAACCCAAAAGUGCUGCUCACAGCCACUGUAAUCGAUGGUAGUUAGUAGCUGGACAUAGAAACUCCUUUCUCGUAGUAAGAGGGUGAACACUUUGCAAUAGUUAAGUAGAACCCACCUCUGUCUUCCACGUUGUGAUCGCACAUGACAAUAAAACAAUAAGGGUCA